CUGGCAAAUAUCAUGGCAUGAGCUGCAUGUUGAAAUUCCUUGAAAUCUUCCAAACUGUUCUUGAAGUCGAUCGGCUCGUAGUCACUCUCAAAGUUUGUAGCAAAAUGGUUCAUAACAACUGAAGUCAUCGUCCUCCACGAUUCAUUUACGACAAUAACAAUUCCGACUUUUUCACGAUAAAUAAAAAUGGAUAAAAUUUUAGUAAAUCGAAAUUCAUCGCAAUGAACGCCAGAUCACAGACAUUUGAGCUUUCUCUGGAAGGAAGACAGAUUGAGGAGGUAGUUGCAAGCAUAUUUCACACUUUGCUCUUUCAUAGGACACUUGGAAAGUUUCAUUACCGACAAGAGGGGAGUUAUUCAAUUGGAACGGUUGGUGUGGUUGAUGUUGAUUGUGACUUCAUAGAUGCAACAUAUGUCGCUGUGUCCUCUGAUGAACUUGACAGAGCUGUAAAGAAGGAAAUCAAGGCAUUCAGAGAUGCCUUACGCAAUGACGAUGGCAAUAACACAGGACAAAUAUCAUUAGAAUUUUUCCAAAAGAAAAGAGGCAGAUGGCCUUUCCCAUCAGAAUGUAUUCCCUGGGAAGUUUGGACAAUCAAGGUGGAUAUUAUAACCUUAGCCAAUGAACAUGAAAGGCAAAUAUGUAGGGACAAAGUGAGUGAAAUACUAAGUGAAAAAAUACUGUAUAUUGCUCAGAAUAUGAGUAAACAUGAGUAUGUGCCAAAGAUGCCAAAUAAAAGUGAAAUGGACCUAGUUUUUGACACCUCCAUAUCUGAUGUACAGCCAUAUUUGCAUAAGAUAUCAUUUCAUACAACUGGACCAGGUCAAUCCACAGUUGGCACAACAAUGAGGCGCUUUAUCAAGGAUACACUAGCUCUAUAGACACACUUGGUCUAUAGAUAUGUUGGACAUUUGAGAUAGACACACUAGUUCUAUGGACAUACUAGGUCUAUGAACAUGAUGGAGAUAGGUGAUGGACAUGAGAUCUGAAACACUUAAGUCUAUAUUUAUGAUGGGCAGAGGAGAUUGACACAUUAGGGAUUAAGACACUCAAGGUUUAAAGACAUGGUGGACAUUUAAGAUGGACACAUUGUCUCUUACGAGACUCUGUGUCUAUAGACACAAUACGCCUAAAGUCAAACUAGCUAUAAUUAUAGAAAUGAUGUACAAACUAUCACUACAGACACAUUAGCUGUAUAAACAUGAGGAUAAGCAUGACUGUACUGAACCUUGUUCGUCAGAUGAAAUAUGUGUAAGAUCACAAGAAGUUAUUGUGACAAUAGCAUGCUUCAAUUAU
Owenia fusiformis is the source of this 1293-nucleotide messenger RNA. The record is from the annotation of a GenBank genome assembly. Lineage: Eukaryota; Metazoa; Annelida; Polychaeta; Sabellida; Oweniidae.